CACGAUUUCCAGUCUUCCAAAAUGUCUCACACAGAAAAGAUUCUAUCAUUAAUUUAUUUCUACUUCCUCCUACCUGUCUUCACCUUGUACGCGUACAUCGUCAAAAAUCCCAAAACUCAGAAAUAUUUCGAAUCCAAUGGACUCCUUUAUCUCGGCGACAUCUCUUCCGGCUACGCCACCGAUUUUCUUAACGGGAUUGGAACCACGGAGAUCUGGACGAAGUUGUAUAAUCGAGUAAAACAGGAGAAGGCUGACUUCGCCGGGGGUGACUUUAUUGGACACAACUUCAUCAUAGCGAGGAAACCAUCCUUCAUAAAGUCAGUUUUGGUAAAGGACGCCUCCAAUUUUGACAGGGUUCAUUCAUUGCUCAGCUUAAAAGGGGAUUACAUCGUGUCGAAAUCGAUGGUCUUCAUGCAAGGCGAGGAUUGGAAGAAGACCCGGGCAAAAUUUGAGAGUGCCUUCACACCGAGUAAAGUCAAGCGGAGUUUUGACCAGGCUAAUCAACUAGGAAAGAAUUUGGUGGCAUAUUUGAACCGAGAGUUGGAUAACGAUUCAGAAAAGGGGAUCGAUUUCAGAAUUGCCGCUCAUAAAUUUUCUCUUGAUUCGGCGGGAUCCUCAACGCUGAGCUUGGACACGGCAUCCCUUCAAACGCGCGAACCGUCUCGAUUUGAACAAAUCUCAGCCAAAUUUUUUCUUUCAUUUGAUAACUUCACAAAUUGGUGGAAACCCGGCUUAAUUCAAUUGUUUCCCCGAAUUGCGACGUAUUUUAAGAUUACAGUAAUUGAUAAGGAAAUUGUUCAAUUUUACGGGCACAUUGCGAAGGAAAAUAUGAAAAAUUCUGGAGGAGAUAAAAAUUCGAAUGAUUUCGGUGGUCUCGUCCACUCCACGUGGCAGGAGCUGUACUGGGGUCACGUGGAUCGGCCAGAUCAAGAAGAGUGGAUCACGGCCAAUUUGUUUGGCAUGCUUUUGCCCGGCUACAAAACGACGCAGACGCUGAUGGCGAUGGGCGCGUAUGUUUUGGCGAUACAUCAAGACGUCCAAGACAAGUUAAGGGACGAGAUAAGCGCUAUGAUCGAGUCUAACGGGGAGGAAUUCAAUUUUGCAGCAGUUAAUGGAAUGACCUAUAUCGACAUGGUGAUAAACGAAACUUUGAGAAUGUACUCGCCCGUGGGAUUGUUAGCGCGCACGUGCAAAAAGGAAUACGCCGUCCCGGACACUACGCUUGUCUUAAAAGCCGGAGAUAUCAUUGUCAUUCCGCUCUACGGUUUACACUAUGACGAAGAAUACCAUCCAAAUCCGGAAGUUUUCGAUCCGGAAAGAUUUUCCGGGGCAAAUAAGGACUUUACGUUUCUUCCGUUUAGUCAAGGACCAAGGAAUUGUAUUGGAAUCCGAAUGGCCAUGGUGCAAACAAAAAUGAUGUUGUGUCAUGUUCUCAGAAACUUUAAGCUCACCCCAUCUCCAGAAACUCACAAUCCCAUGAAGUUCAUUAAAUCUGCAUUUCCAGUCAUGGAUUCGGAAGAGGUGGUCGUGUGCUGCGCUAAAAUUGAGUGAACAGUUACUUACGAUUGUAUUGAAGGUCCAAGAAACAGAAAAUGUGUGCAAAAACAUUAUGUCAAUAUGUUACUAGAUAAUUUCAAAAAGUAAAUAAAUGCAGAUAAUUGAAGAUAAUUUUACCAUCAUGACAUACUACAACAAAAAGGUUGCUAGAAACAAUUGGAUUUAUUAAACGGUGUGAUUUAAAAUUUCAAAUGAAAAUGUUUGUCUAAAUUUAUGGAAAUCGAGUUCAGUAAAAUUUAUCAUUUUGAGACUCUUAAGUAUUCACGACGUGGAUUUUGAGGGCAAUAAAAAAAAUUAACCAGA
This is a messenger RNA of Folsomia candida, 1860 nucleotides long. RefSeq names its product cytochrome P450 6j1. The transcript is spliced from 3 exons. Gene Ontology annotation, molecular function: monooxygenase activity; heme binding; oxidoreductase activity, acting on paired donors, with incorporation or reduction of molecular oxygen. The record is from RefSeq and is a predicted model, not a curated record. The coding region runs from base 22 to 1551 and encodes 509 amino acids. NCBI's taxonomy places the organism in Eukaryota, Metazoa, Arthropoda, Collembola, Entomobryomorpha, Isotomidae.